Cadophora gregata is the source of this 1701-nucleotide messenger RNA. RefSeq lists its product as uncharacterized. Lineage: Eukaryota; Fungi; Ascomycota; Leotiomycetes; Helotiales; Ploettnerulaceae. The transcript has a single exon. The record is from RefSeq and is a predicted model, not a curated record. Gene Ontology annotation, molecular function: fluoride transmembrane transporter activity. Gene Ontology annotation, cellular component: membrane. Bases 1 to 1701 code for a protein of 566 amino acids. Gene Ontology annotation, biological process: fluoride transmembrane transport.
AUGAUGGAGAUCUCGACAUCGGGUCAGUUCGAAGGUGGUAUCGCAGUGAAGCACAGCAUUGCCAGCUCGAUGGAAUCGAAGGACAGUGAAAAAAUUGCAACACAAGGGUCGCACGACGCUGCAGACCAUAGCUCAAAUGGUUACGAACACCAUGAGAGAUCAACACACCUUUCAAAUCCGAAGGCCAGCUCUACAAGUCGAAAGGGUAUAGAAAGCAAGGGCGACAGGAAAUCUCCGGAUGAAGCAGGUUGGCGGAGUUUUGAUCCAUCAGCAUCCCAUGCAUUGCGCAAUCCUCCACGAAAAGCACACGAUGCUACUCGCUCCAGAGUGCGGGAUGAUUAUGAUGUGCCGGACGAUUAUGUCAAUCUUGAUGAAUUGGUCGUUCCGUCGCCAGUUCAAAAUCCGGACGAGGGACCAGUAUAUCGGCACAUGUCUUUGGAAGAUGCACGUAGUAGGGCACAUACAUAUCAGAAGAGCGAGGAGAUCAAAGAAAGGUCAUCGACAGAACGCCCCGCAGAGGUCAAGAAAACGGAAGAAAAGGAGCUACACAGAGUCUCUAAACUUGCUACCCAGCUCUACGUUAUUUCAUACCUAAUACUGUUCUCCCUUCUCGGUACGUUGGCACGACUUGGCCUACAAGCCAUUACUUUCUAUCCCGGGGCUCCUGUGGUAUUCAGCGAGCUGUGGGCCAACUUUGGAGGAAGUCUUUUCAUGGGUUUCUUGAGUGAAGAUCGGAUGCUGUUCAAGGAGGAAUGGGGUAAGGCCACAUACCAUCAACAGAUACAAAAGGCGAAAAAGAAAAAGCAGGACGAAGAGAGUGGCUUAGGUUCAGACCAAUGUGUUGAUUUACAAGCAGCCAAGAGAGCACAUGCGGCAACGAAGAAAACAAUUCCUCUGUAUGUCGGGCUGGCCACUGGAUUCUGUGGCUGCUUCACUUCAUUCUCAUCCUUCAUUCGAGAUGUGUUCCUGGCCUUGUCAAAUAAUUUGCCUACUCCUCUCAAUCAUCCUACUGACUAUGGGCCUACCGCAACGACCGUGGAGUCAACAGUUCCCAGGAAUGGGGGAUAUUCCGUUAUUGCAUUAUUGGCAGUCAUCAUCAUUACAAUUGCACUUUGCAUAUCAGCCCUGACAAUUGGAGCUCAUAUCGCCAUUGCUUUGGAACCGUUCACGCCUAGUCUACCAUACAAAUUCUGUCGCAAAGUACUGGAUCCGAUAGCAGUUUUACUAGCUUGGGGAUGUUGGCUAGGAGCCAUUAUUCUCGCUAUCUUCCCACCUGACAGGAACUCGGCUCCUCCAGAAAUAUGGCGUGGCCGAGCAGUCUUUGCACUGGUCUUCGCUCCUCUUGGUUGCCUAGGACGUUUUUACGCCUCACUUUACCUCAAUGGCAAGAUUGCUUCGUUUCCAGUUGGAACGUUCGUCGUGAAUAUUUUGGGCACGGUAAUCUUAGGGCUGAGUUAUGAUGUCCAACACGUACCUCUUGGAGGCGUUAUUGGCUGUCAGGUCUUACAAGGUGUCGAAGACGGAUUCUGUGGGUGCUUGACAACUGUCAGCACGUGGGUUGGCGAGUUGAGUUCUUUGCGCAGGAGACAUUCCUAUCAAUAUGGCGCAGCGAGCGUCAUAGUGGCGUUGUGUUUCAUGAUUAUCAUUAUGGGCAGCAUGCGGUGGACGAUAGGCUUCUCGGAAUUGCAAUGUGUAAAGUAG